CUGGGGGGAGCCGCAGGCCAGGCUGGCUGGCGCAUGCCCUGCACCCGCGCAGGCGGCAGCUCUAACUUGGCCAGAACCCCCUUUCCCACCACCUCGGCCCUGGAAUUUCCUUCUUCCUGCCCUCGUUGGUGCCCAAGACAGUCACCAUGGAGAAUGAGCAGCUGCAGGUCCCGCCUCCUUCCAGCAGCACCAGGAGCACCAGCACGGCCAGCAGCACCAGCAGCAGCAGCAGCAACGGGCGCCAGUCAGGGCCCCAGAUCUCUGUGUACAGCGGGAUCCCAGACCGCCAGACUGUGCAGGUGAUCCAGCAGGCCUUGCACCGGCAGCCCAGCACGGCCGCGCAGUACCUGCAGCAGAUGUACGCGGCGCAGCAGCAGCACCUAAGCAGCGCCCAGCUCCAGAGCCUGGCGGCCGUGCAACAGGCGAGUCUGGCUGCUAAUAGGCAGGGCGGCUCCUCUGGCAAUGCCCCCCCGCAGACGCCAUCCCAGCAGCCCACGAUAAACCUGGCCCCCUCCCCUGCCGCUGCCCAGCUGAUCAACCGAGCUCAGAGCGUGAACUCUGCCGCCGCCUCGGGCAUCGCCCAGCAGGCUGUGCUCCUGGGGAAUGCCACCUCCCCCGCCCUGACGGCCAGCCAGGCCCAGAUGUACCUCCGGGCCCAGAUGGUGCAAAAUUUGGCCCUAAGAGCCCAGCAGACAGUAGCACAAGGAAUGGCUGCUUCCCAAGCCCAGCAGCUCCCUGCCCUGGCCAUGAAGCCAGCUCCGAGCAGCAGCCAGCCGGUCUCCAGCACGUCCCAGGGCAAGGCCGCGGGGCCGGCUCCCGCUGCAGGCACCAAGGGCAGCCAGGCGGAGCAGGCAGCAGAGCACCUUAAGAAGGGCGAUGGCAGCAUGCCCACCAGUGCGGACUGCCGAGGGCACCCCAUGAGCCGGACGGUGACACCGGUGACCACCCACCCCCUCAUUGCCCCAGGUAAGGUCCUUGGCAUCCUGGUCGAGCGGCAAAUCUCAUCAGUGGGCUGUGCUAGGUGGAGCCUGGAGGCCAUCCUGGUGCAGACGGUCUACGACAACAAGAUGGCGAGCGUGGGGCUCAGCGACAUCGCCAUGGACACCACCACCACGGAGCUCACCGGCCAGGGCGUGGCCCGGGGGGUGGAGGAGUGCAGCCCGCCGCCCCCGCCCACCCCCAGCCUGGCGGUGCAGCCCAGCCCGCAAGCUCAGGGCCAGCUUCAGAGCCAUGCCGCCCCCCAGGGCCCAGCCCCCCUGCCCCACCCGCCGCAGUGCCAGGCUUCCAGUCAGCACAAACCCGGUGCCAACCAGCCGUCUCUGCAGGUCUCUGGGCUCCAAGCCAUGGGGCCAGCCCAGCCAGUGCCUGAGGGCGGGCCUCAGAAUGGACACCCUGGGGACCUGACCCACGCCCCACAGCGCAAGUUCCAGCAUGCCUCCGCCGUGAUCCUGCAGCUCCAGCCAGCCCUGGGCACGCCUCAGCUCGGCGCCCAGGAGCAUGCAAGGAAGGAUGGCCUUCCCGCUGACAAGAACCUGGAACGCCUGCCAGCUCAGCCGCCACAGGCUGCCCUGUCGCCCCCAGCUGCGCCCCUGGACCCAGAGGUCUCUGAGGGCAACAGGCCCCCUACUCAUGAGCCGGGACAGGACUGUGUUCAUGUGCAGAACGACCCCAGCAGCCCCGGCAUGACAUCAGGGAACGGAAACUCUGCCUCUACCGUCGCUGGCACUGCCCCCCAGAAUGGUGAGAAUAAACCACCCCAGGCCAUUGUGAAACCCCAAGUCCUGACGCAUGUUAUCGAAGGGUUUGUGAUCCAGGAGGGGGCCGAGCCGUUCCCGGUGGGGCGCUCGUCACUGCUUGUGGGGAAUCUCAAGAAGAAGUAUGCUCAGGGCCUCUUGGCCGAGAAACUCCCGCAGCAGGACAAUACGACCACCACUGACUCAGAAAUGGAGGAGCCCUACCUGCAAGGUAGGCCCUGGCCGGCCCCAUGCCGCUCGUCACGCUACCUCACCCGCUCCUGGCUCCCCGGCAGGUACAACGUGGGGUGCACGAAGCGGGUGGGGCUCUUCCACCCCGACCGCAGCAAGCUGCAGAAACCGGGAGGGGCCGCGCACGGGCGCCGCCGGGCUUGCAAGGCAGCCUUACCCGUCCUCAGCAAAGACAGGGAUCACGGUCUGGGCCCACGCUCACGGCCUGGCUGGCUCCUUGCAGGCUGCCAGGAGAUCGCGGAGGAGUUCCGUGCCCAGGAGAUCGACGGGCAGGCCCUGCUGCUGCUGAAGGAGGAUCACCUCAUGAGCGCCAUGAACAUCAAGCUGGGCCCGGCGCUGAAGAUCUACGCCCGCAUCAGCAUGCUCAAGGACUCCUAGAGGCGCGGCCCGGACAGCCCUGUGGGAG
Messenger RNA from Pelodiscus sinensis (Chinese soft-shelled turtle), 2391 nucleotides. The record is from RefSeq and is a predicted model, not a curated record. Lineage: Eukaryota; Metazoa; Chordata; Testudines; Trionychidae.